Trichobilharzia regenti is the source of this 2307-nucleotide messenger RNA. NCBI's taxonomy places the organism in Eukaryota, Metazoa, Platyhelminthes, Trematoda, Strigeidida, Schistosomatidae. The record is from the annotation of a GenBank genome assembly.
AUGCGUCACAUAAACGAGUCAAAUACAAGUAAUCUCAAAAACCUCGUAGAUGAUUUCAUUUUAAAAGAUCCAGUCUCAGAUAAUCAAGGUGAUUUGCAACUGCAUCAUGUUCUUGUUGCCGUUCAUCUUGCUCUCACAAACGCCACUGCUCAAAUGGAGGAGAUAGCUGAACGAGUUCGUUCAUGUACUAUUACAGCCUUGGCAUGGUACUAUGUUGAUAUUAUUUCCAAAUUAACCAGUGUUCUUGUGCCAAAGAGUUUAGAAGGUGCGACAUCUUUGUGGAAAUGGGAGUUAAGUAGAUCGAACCGACUGUCAGGUGGAGUUACGCCCUGUUCAUGGACUGACGAAAUAUAUACUUCUGGGAUGAUGGCAUUUGUUUCCAUACUUGAAGAUGGACUAAUCCACUGGCAUGCAAUACAACAUGGUUCUGUAAAUAAUGUCAGCGAUUUGAAUUUACAAUCGUUCAAUGAUCCAAUAAAUUAUUACAUUGGUCGUUUGUCAUCGCGUAUUGCACUAGCAAGCAUGGUUGGAUUAGCAUCCGGUCGUCUUUUCUGUGCACUUGUAGAAAAUACAGGACUAUCUAUUCGCAGGCUGCUAGCUGAAAAUGAGCCACCAAAUAAUGCAGGCGGUAUACCAGAUGUGUUAAUCUUAUCUGCAGAAAAGAUAAUUGAAAGUGUUAAUGUACACAUGUCAAUUACUCAGUCAGUCAAUGUGCAGCAUCUCAGGCGUCCUGCAGCUAACCUUAUUCAUCGACUCGUUACUCGUUCAGAUCAAGAAAGUCAGUUUUCAGUCGACGUGGCUGCACUCGAAGCAGCAGAACAACAUUACAAACAUCUUCGUUUGAGCAUGUCAGCGUACAAUUGGAGGCAUAUGACACAAGAAGAUGAGAAGUCAGCGCCUUACCAACAUGAUGAUCCAUGCUUUUCUUUAGCAAAUGUUCUUGAUUCAAUUAGAGAUGCCACAAAAUCAGAAAGUGUAUCCACUGAAGGGGUGUCCGGAGUGUCGGUGGAUUCAAUCGCUUUAUCUAUCUGUUACAUUGAAACAUGGAGAGUCAAUGGUCUUAGCAAAUGUCCUUCAUUCUUAAAAUGCGUGGAUUUGAUUAAUGAACUAAAGGCAACAAAAGAACAGAAAGAAAAACUUACGUCGGAGUUUAGUGAAUUGGAUAGGAUUGUUUGUACAAUCAAGGAUGCCUAUGCAUUAGAUUGGCCAAUACUCAACUGGUUUCCUUCAUCUGACACAAAUAUGAAAUCCGAUUUGUUUGAUCGUUUUAAAGGUGACCUUGAUUCAGCUGAGUUGGCAGUCGAAAAAUUACAACAGUGUAUGACGCUUAUAAAACAAGAAUUCAUCGAUAUGUGUUCGAAAUCGGAUUCAGUGAAUGAUGAUCACUUUAACAAUUCAUUAUUGCCUGUUGUAGUAUCAAAACGAGCCAAUCGUAACUUACAUCAUUCAAAGUCAAAUAUGCUGUCUGUUUUACAGCCCUCAGUUUCACCAUCUUUAAGUUCUGAUAUCUCAGCGGAUUCUAAACAACCUACAAUACUGACGUCACUGCGAUCGCAUUUGACUACAUUACAAAAAGAAAAAUUGUCUGACAUUCGACAAUUUGUUAAGUGUCUCAGCCGUUAUGAUUCUAUCCGAUCAUCUUUAUUGUCCUCCAGCCAGGUUUCAGUCAACGAAGCAUGCUCACCUGCAUCAAAUUGGAGUAUUUGGCUAGAUAAUCAUCAGAAUUGGACUACACUGGUCGUAAAUAUGCUAAAGAAUCUUUCAAAAUUAAUAACAUCAUUUUCUGUAUCAUCGAAAAGUUCCGUUUCUGAGUCAGAAUCAAUCUGUGAAGGAAUGGAUGAGACGGAAUUUGCAAUGACUGUCAAUCAAGAAUGCAUACUUGUUAAGUAUAAGCUUAUAGUGGAAUUGAUUUUACCACUCUUGGUUGAAGUUAAUGAACAUGUUACUUCCAAUUCAUAUCUAUACAAUUCCCUUAAAGGCUUUUUGCAGAUACUCAAUACGCACUUCAAAACUAUCGAGGAAACUUUCCUCAGUGAAAUUAAAGAGUUAACAAUAGAAAAUGUACAAUCAGUAAAUACAGAAAAAGUAAAACAGAAGACUGUUUCGGGAAGGUCACUGAUGAACAGGAUGGCUUUAUCUGUUUGGAAUCGAGUUUAUGAUCGUUUGCAUGGAUUCGAUUCAUUUCUUCCUAUGGCUGAUGUCAAUGAACCGAUGUCAAUAUGCACUCAAAUCGAUGCAUGCAUCCGUCAAGCCACUGAUGUGGAUAACCUCGCUCUCAUGUAUGAAGGAUGGACAGCAUGGGUGUGA